AUGGGGGUCUGUGUCCUAGGAUGCUGUCAGGGUAAUCAUUGUGGACUUCCGGGCCGGGAUGGACGAGACGGGCGGAACGGAAUUCAAGGGCUAUAUAGACCACCUGGACCCCCAGGGGAGAUCACCUUUAUCAAGCCAGCAGCUGUUGACCGGGUGGACCUGGUGGUCCUCGUGCCCUCUCUACUCUUACAAGACCGGGUGGACCUAGUGGUCUUGGUGCCCUCUCUACUCUUACACGACCGGGUGGACCUAGUGGUCCUCGUGCCCUCUCUACUCUUACAAGACCGGGUGGACCUAGUGCCCUCUCUACUCUUACAAGACCGGGUGGACCUAGUGGUCUUGGUGCCCUCUCUACUCUUACACGUCCUGGUGGACCUGGUGGUCCUCGUGCCCUCUCUACUCUUACACGACCGGGUGGACCUAGUGGUCCUCGUGCCCUCUCUACUCUUACAAGACCGGGUGGACCUAGUGCCCUCUCUACUCUUACAAGACCGGGUGGACCUAGUGGUCUUGGUGCCCUUUCUACUCUUACACGUCCUGGUGGACCUGGUGGUCCUCGUGCCCUCUCUACUCUUACACGACCGGGUGGACCUGGUGGUCCUCGUGCCCUAUCUACUCUUACAAGACCGGGUGGACCUAGUGGUCUUGGUGCCCUCUCUACUCUUACACGUCCUGGUGGACCUGGUGGUCCUCGUGCCCUCUCUACUCUUACACGACCAGGUGGACCUGGUGGACCUGGUGGUCCUCGUGCCCUCUCUACUCUUACACGACCGGGUGGACCUAGUGGUCCUCGUGCCCUCUCUACUCUUACAAGACCGGGUGGACCUAGUGGUCUUUGUGCCCUCUCUACUCUUACAAGUCCGGGUGGACCUGGUGGUCCUCGUGCCCUCUCUACUCUUACAAGACCGGGUGGACCUAGUGGUCUUGGUGCCCUCUCUACUCUUACACGUCCUGGUGGACCUGGUGGUCCUCGUGCCCUCUCUACUUUUACACGACCGAGUGGACCUGGUGGUCCUCGUGCCCUCUCUACUCUUACAAGACCAGGUGGACCUAGUGGUCUUGGUGCCCUCUCUACUCUUACACGUCCUGGUGGACCUGGUGGUCCUCGUGCCCUUUCUACUCUUACACGUCCUGGUGGACCUGGUGGUCUUGGUGCCCUCUCUACUCUUACAAGACCGGGUGGACCUAGUGGUCCUUGCGCUCUCUCUACUCUUACACUUCCUGGUGGACCUGGUGGUCCUCGUGCCCUCUCUACUCUUACACGACCGGGUGGACCUGGUGGUCCUUGCGCCCUCUUUACUCUUACACGUCCUGGUGGACCUGGUGGUCCUCGUGCCCUCUUUACUCUUAGAUGUUCUGGUGCACCUGAUGGUUUAG
Molecule: messenger RNA, 1377 nt
Organism: Liolophura sinensis
Lineage: Eukaryota; Metazoa; Mollusca; Polyplacophora; Chitonida; Chitonidae
Exons: 3
Coding region: 1-1377 (458 amino acids)
Source: RefSeq, a predicted model, not a curated record